Paraglomus occultum is the source of this 509-nucleotide messenger RNA. Lineage: Eukaryota; Fungi; Glomeromycota; Glomeromycetes; Paraglomerales; Paraglomeraceae. The record is from the annotation of a GenBank genome assembly.
GAGCAGACAAGAGAUUUAUGAUAUGGGAUACACGUAAUGACAGAGAAAAGCCAGCUUAUAACAUUAUUGCUCAUGAAAAGGCAGUGAACGCGUUGGCAUUUAAUCCACAUAAUGAGCAUGUAGUGGCAACUGGAAGCGUAGAUAUGAACGUGAGUUUGUGGGAUUUGCGCAACCUGAAAUAUAAGCUUCAUAUGAUGGAAUAUCAUAAAGAUGAAAUACUUUGUCUCAAAUGGGCGCCGUUUGACGAAACUAUCCUUGCAUCAUCAAGUGGAGAUCGUCGAGUAUGCAUCUGGGACUUGAGUCGUAUUGGAGAGGAUCAAACGGCCGAAGAUGCUGAGGAAGGUCCUUCCGAGCUACUGUUUGUGCACGGUGGACAUACUGACAGAGUAAGAGAUUUCUCAUGGAACCCUCAUACGCAAUGGGUCAUUGCGAGCGUCGCUGACGAUAACAUUAUGCAAAUAUGGCAACCGUCUAAUAGCAUCGUAACAACCGAGGAUCUCGACCCAUAA